GCAAUGGCGAGCGAAACUCAGGCUGAUCCUGUCCAGACAGACAAGGGCCUCUUUGUCUAUGAGCCUCUUGGAUUCUUCGCGGAUGAUAGCAAAGUACCCAAGUGGAUGCAGCUCCUAAUUACUGACGUGUUUAGCUUCGUGACUACGCACUACUUCGUGUGGAGCUUGCCAUUCCUCGCGCUGUUCUGCUACCUACACCAGCACGAACUCGACUACGUAUCGGUCGCUAUGAUUGCUCUGUAUCUGCCCUCAUUCUUCAGUGGGGCGCAGAAGACAGGGAAGGGCAACGAGUGGGAAGCCGCGCGGACGUCGAGUUUAUGGGGCCUCAUGAACAAAUUUCUUCGCGUCAAGAUUAUUCGGGAGCAAGAGCUGGAUCCGAAGAAGAAGUUCAUUUUCGGAUUCCACCCUCACGGAAUCCUCGUACUCUCUCGAAUCGCAGGCUUCGGUCGAAACUUCAUUGACGUGUGUCCGGGCAUCACGACUCGGUUCCUUGGAGCCUCGGCAAUGUAUUAUAUUCCGCUAGGACGUGAAAUGUGUCUGUGGAUGGGUGGAGUCGAUGCCUCACGCUCCACAGGUGAAAAGGUGCUGAAAGAAGGCAACAGCAUCAUCGUCUACCCUGGCGGCGUACCCGAGAUUUUCCUCACGGAUCCGAAUUUAAAGGAGACCCAGCUCGUGCUGAAAAAGCGUCUCGGGUUUAUCAAGCUCGCCAUGCGUCAGGGCGCACAGCUCGUCCCGACGUUCGUCUUUGGUGAAAAGUGGCUGUACAACAUGUGGACCCCGCCCGAAAGUGUGACUAACUUUUUCCGCAAGACACUCGGCAUCCCUGUUCUGGUCUUCUGGGGGAAAUUCUGGUGGAUGCCCAAGGCUCCAGGCGAAGGAAAACGCUACGGACUUGUGUACGGGAAGCCUAUUGCGACGAAGCACGAUUCAAACCCGAGCGACGAAGAAAUCCGUGCUGUUCAUGCCGAAUACGUUAGCGAAAUCGAGCGCAUCUUCAGCCAGUACAAAUCGGAAUUCGGCUACGACGAGGACGAGACGCUGGCCAUCAUUUAGGCAAAGCUCUUAACCACAACUCUGUUUAAGCACA
Molecule: messenger RNA, 1087 nt
Organism: Phytophthora infestans T30-4
Lineage: Eukaryota; Oomycota; Peronosporomycetes; Peronosporales; Peronosporaceae
Product: diacylglycerol acyltransferase, putative
Exons: 6
Coding region: 544-1053 (169 amino acids)
Biological process (GO): triglyceride biosynthetic process
Cellular component (GO): endoplasmic reticulum membrane
Molecular function (GO): diacylglycerol O-acyltransferase activity
Source: RefSeq, a predicted model, not a curated record